UCUUAUUUUCGGGGAAACAGGGUAGUUCUCCUAGAGAAAAUGGCUCCUUUCGAGGGUACACCGAUAGCAUGAUGCUCGGCCCCAGGAAUUUCUCAACGUGGAGUCGGCAACCCGACCGGAAACACGCCAUGAUUUGUGGUGGGCCAGGCAGGACUAUACCAGUCCCUGGCGAUGUUCCUGGUCGCCUAUUUCAUCAUUGGCAUGACGGUCCUCUCGGUGUGCGCCAUCUCGACCAACGGGGCUUUGGAUGCCGGCGGUGCCUACUAUAUGAUCAGCAGGGCGCUGGGACCCGAGUUCGGGGGCAGCAUCGGGAUCAUGUUCUUCUUGGCCAACGUUUGUGGCAGUGCCCUCUACGUCCUGGGGCUAGUGGAAGCUGUCGUGGAUGACUUCGGGGUCCUAGCAGCAGACGGCAGUGUGGGUAAUGGCGUUCACGUCCUGAAGACAGGAUACUGGUAUGAGCUGCUGUAUGGGACGGUUAUCUUGCUCCUGUGCCUCCUCGUGUGCCUGGUGGGCGCCGGCAUCUACGCUAAGGCCACCUUCCUCAUCUUCGUCAUCGUCAUGGGAGUCCUGGGAACCGUCUGCCUCAGUUUCUUCUUGGUGGGUCCUCGCACGGUGCUGCUGCCGGGCGGCAACGCCACGGGCCUCAUAAACGCAUCCUUCACCGGCUUCAGGCUCCACACCCUUCGGUCGAACCUCGCAGCUGACUACACUGUGGAUUACACCACCGGGGUCCUGAUGAGCUUCAGUACCGUCUUUGCCGUCAUGUUCAACGGCUGCACGGGCAUCAUGGCUGGGUCCAACAUGUCUGGGGACUUGAAGCGGCCCAGCUACUCCAUCCCGAGGGGAACCAUCAUCGCCGUCAUCUUCACCUACAUCGUCUACAAUUUGCUGGCUGUCCUGUUGAGCUGCACCUGUGACAGGCUCCUCCUCCAACGAGACUACGGCUUCCUGAAGGACAUCAACAUCUGGUCCCCCCUGGUCACCAUCGGCAUCUACUGCUCCACCCUGUCGGCAGCCAUGAGCAACCUGAUUGGCGCCUCUCGGAUCCUCUACGCUUUGGCCAAGGACGACCUCUUUGGCAAAGCUCUGGCCCCAGCAAAGAAGACAUCCUGCAGUGGAAACCCGUGGGUGGCCGUGGUUCUCUCCUGGAUGCUCGUGCAGCUGGUGCUGUUCUCCGGGAAGCUAAACACCAUCGCCGCCAUUGUGACCAUCUUCUUCCUCUUGGUCUACGCCACCGUGGAUUUGGCCUGCCUGGCGCUGGAGUGGGCGUCUGCUCCGAACUUCAGGCCCACCUUCCAGUACUUCACCUGGCACACCUGUAUGCUGGGCAUCGCGGGGUGCACAGUCAUGGUCUUCCUCAUCAGCCCCAUCUACGCCUCGGCCAGCAUCGCCUUCAUGAUCGUUCUCCUCCUGGCCCUCCACUACCUGUCCCCCAGCAGCAGCUGGGGCUACAUCAGCCAAGCUCUCAUUUUUCACCAGGUGCGCAAAUACCUGCUGAUGCUGGACAUCCGUAAAGAGCACGUCAAGUUCUGGCGCCCCCAAGUACUGCUGAUGGUGCGGAACCCACGGUCUUCUCUACAGCUGAUCAGCUUCAUUAAUGACUUGAAGAAAAGCGGUUUGUACGUGCUUGGCCAUGUGGAGCUGGAUAAUUUAGAUUCUCUGCCCGCGGAUCCCCUGCCGCCCCAAUACGAUUCGUGGUUGCAGCUCGUGGACAGGCUGAACAUCAAGGCAUUUGUUAACCUGAACCUGUCCGACUCUGUCCGACACGGCACACAACAACUGCUCUUCAUCUCUGGCCUAGGAGGUAUCGCAUUAACACCGUAGCUCACAGGUUUCUUUGGCGACUUACACCGCCACUGG
Sphaerodactylus townsendi is the source of this 1860-nucleotide messenger RNA. RefSeq names its product solute carrier family 12 member 9-like. The coding region runs from base 172 to 1824 and encodes 550 amino acids. The transcript is spliced from 13 exons. Gene Ontology annotation, molecular function: potassium:chloride symporter activity. Gene Ontology annotation, cellular component: membrane. Gene Ontology annotation, biological process: potassium ion import across plasma membrane; chloride ion homeostasis; potassium ion homeostasis. Lineage: Eukaryota; Metazoa; Chordata; Lepidosauria; Squamata; Sphaerodactylidae. The record is from RefSeq and is a predicted model, not a curated record.